Messenger RNA from Ostertagia ostertagi, 360 nucleotides. The record is from the annotation of a GenBank genome assembly. NCBI's taxonomy places the organism in Eukaryota, Metazoa, Nematoda, Chromadorea, Rhabditida, Trichostrongylidae.
AAAGCAUACGAUCUUAAAUCUUCCUAUCAGCUUCUCGAAAAUCGCACUGUUAUUCGCAUCAUUCUUCCUUUGGCGAUCUUCCAAACCCUAUUCUAUAUUUCGUUUGCGAUUAGCGGCGCAGUCGUUUCGCUGUUACACCGAGAUUUGGAGAAGGUUCUGUAUGUGACGCUGACUUCUUUUACCUAUUCAAUCCCGUACUACACGUUGAUGUCUCCGGUCCUAAUAUGGCUUGCUAUACGAUGGUCACGACAGUUGAAGGAGACGAAGCUUAAAGCGCUCACCAAGCAGAACACGAACGAUAACGAUGUUUAUUUCCAAUCUUAUAGAGAGGCCUGGAAUAAACCGCGAGUGAAGCGAUGA